CGUGCUAUUUGUUUUGUUGUCAUUGAUCUCUCAAAAUGAGUUCGAUCAAAAUAAUAUUAAAAUGGAACGGCAAAGAGUUCGAAAUCGAAUCAUCCGAAAACGAGACGAUUUUGGAUCUAAAAAAAUCCAUAGAAAAUGUCACGAAGGUCAAGUGCGAGCGACAGAAACUGCUCAAUUUGAAGGACAAAGGUAAAACUCCACUGGACGACUGUCCGUUAGCCCAGUUAAAGCUCCGGCCCAACUUCAAGUUAAUGAUGAUGGGCUCGCUCGAAGAGGACAUCAAGGCAGCCAACACAGCGCCCACUGAUAUGCCCGACGUCACGAAUGAUCUGGAAGCCGAAGAGGAAGAGGUACAAGCCAUCGAAAACCAGGAAAUAUAUCUAGCCAAAGUAGAAAAACGAAUCAAAGAGUACGAGAUAAAAAUGCUGAACGAUUUGAGACCUGAUAAGAAAUUGCUUGUGUUAGACAUUGACUAUACUUUGUUCGAUCACAAAUCAACCGCUCAAACCGGUUCGGAGUUGAUGAGGCCUUUUCUGCACGAGUUCCUCAUCCACGUUUAUCCUUAUUACGAUAUUGUUAUUUGGUCGGCUACUAGUAUGAAAUGGAUCGAAGAGAAGAUGAAAUUGUUGGGAGUGUCUACGAAUCCGAACUAUAAAAUCGCCUUCUAUUUAGAUUCUUCUGCGAUGAUUUCGGUUUAUCUGCCUAAGAGUGGUGUAGUUGAUGUUAAACCGCUCGGAGUUAUUUGGGGAAAAUUCGAACAAUUUUCAGCGAAAAACACAAUCAUGUUUGACGAUAUCAGGAGAAACUUCCUUAUGAAUCCCAAAAACGGCCUGAGAAUCAGGGCAUUCAGAGAGGCCCAUUUGAACAGAGAAAAGGACAAGGAAUUGUUGUAUUUGUCGAAAUAUUUGAAGGAUUUAGCGGAAAAUUGCAACGAUUUUUCAUCCGUCAAUCACAGACAUUGGGAGAAAUACAGGCCAAAACGUAGAAGAUGAACUGAAAUUUUAAUUUAAUACGCUUUCUUCUCUUUUUAGUUUUAGUUUCGCGACUAUUGUUAUAGCAUGAAGUUGGUUUAACGAUUUUUUUGAGAAUUGAUAUUUUUUGAAAAUAUAUGCAUUUG
Phyllotreta striolata is the source of this 1117-nucleotide messenger RNA. The record is from the annotation of a GenBank genome assembly. Lineage: Eukaryota; Metazoa; Arthropoda; Insecta; Coleoptera; Chrysomelidae.